CAAUCAAGCAAUGGUAACACGCACUGCAACAACUUACAAUUCUGAGUUGAAAAUAUGGAGUGGACCAGAAGGUGGUUACGAGUCCAAUGUUGCGUUGGGAACGUACAUUUUUAACUAUUUGAAGUCAGAGGUCGUUAAACAUCCGGAGAAAGUGAUUCAGAUACACCACGAAACGGACGAAAAAGUUACAGUUGCCGAUAUGCAUGGAAGAAGUAUUCGACUGGCUGUUGCUUUUUCAGAAAUGCAACUGAAAGCUGGAGAUGCAGUUGUCAUCGUUUCACGAAAUAUUCCCCUACUAAUGCCAGUGUCUGUUGCACUUCAGUAUUUGGGAGUGGUCAUAACCUAUUUGGAUGAAAGUACAGUUCUACAAAACGCCGGUAGCAAUGAUACCGCCUUGAAGCGAAUCGCUCCGCGUUUCGUAAUUUGUCAACAUUCGUACGCCGAAACUGUGCUAAAAGAAGUGGUGGCCGAAAAUAUAUUAACUUUCGACGGGAAUGAUGAAGGAUUUUUAUCAGUGGAAGGAUUAUUGGCAAAAAUUUCAUCAAUUGAUGAAAAAUUCAGACCAGUUACUAUAGAUCAGCCAGACAAAGUCACGGCUGUUAUGCUUACAACUAGCGGAACAACUGGUGCAUCGAAAUUUCUAUGCCUGUCGCAUGCUUCUAUCCUAAAUCAAUGCUUAAGAUGCCACAAUUUCGUCAACUAUGGAAUAAUAUUUCAUUUUGUUCCAAUGAAUUGGAUCAGUGGACUUGACGGUGGAUUUGGUGAUUUGAUCAGGGGAAAACUACGAAUCACAACCGGUGAGAGACCCACUCCGCCCAUCUUUGUCGAUGUCAUUACAAAGCAUCGUGUGACCGAAUUAUUUUUGGAUGCCGGAACAUUGGCCGUACUUGCUCAAUAUUUCCAUCAGACUCGGCCGAAUUUAGAUUCGAUUAAAUUGGUGUCAUGCGGUGGCACAAGCGUGUCCGAUCAAUUGAGACUAUGCAUACAAGACUAUACUCCGAAUGGGGUCACGAUUAUAGGUUAUGGGAUGACAGAAGUAGCUGGAGUGUUGGCUGCUUGCUACAAACCGAAAGGCAUUUCAGUGGGCUUACUGUGCGAAGGCAUUCAAAUUAAGAUCUGUAGCCCAGAUGGAACGCACCUUGGUCCACAUGAAACUGGAGAAAUUUGCGCUAAGACUCCGCAUGAAUUUCUGGAUUGCCUGAACAACAAUCCACCCAGAGAAGAGUUUUAUGAUAAAGACGGCUGGUUCUUGACAAAUGACAUUGGAUACUUUGACGAUGAAGGCUUCCUGUAUAUUCUUGGAAGGAAGCAGGAUAUGCUUCAACAUCUUAACCAUUUGGUUAAUCCCAUUGUUGUCGAAACGAUUCUGGAGAGUCAUGAAGGAGUAUUUAAGGCUUGUGUUGUUGGUGUCACCAUACCGGUAUAUUACGAUCUUCCGGUUGGCAUUGUGCAAAGAGCUGAAGGCAGUACGGUGUCAGAGAACGAACUGCAUGAUUUUGUUAAAGAUAAACUUCCGGAUGAGUAUCACAGACUGAAUGGAGGUAUUUACUUUGUUGAUACGUUUUCUCGCACGCACACUGGCAAAAUAAAGAGACUAGAUGUGAAAAAUUUGGCCUUACAAUUGUACACUGAGAGAGUGGCUGCAGAGCUAGCAAAACAUUAGGUGCAGUAGACUUAGUAUGAUAAUAAA
This is a messenger RNA of Bradysia coprophila, 1690 nucleotides long. Its product is annotated as putative 4-coumarate--CoA ligase 1. NCBI's taxonomy places the organism in Eukaryota, Metazoa, Arthropoda, Insecta, Diptera, Sciaridae. The record is from RefSeq and is a predicted model, not a curated record. Gene Ontology annotation, biological process: fatty-acyl-CoA biosynthetic process; long-chain fatty acid metabolic process. Gene Ontology annotation, molecular function: long-chain fatty acid-CoA ligase activity.